Epinephelus lanceolatus (giant grouper) is the source of this 1991-nucleotide messenger RNA. It is a transcript of the gene cbx8b, whose product is annotated as chromobox homolog 8b. NCBI's taxonomy places the organism in Eukaryota, Metazoa, Chordata, Actinopteri, Perciformes, Serranidae. The record is from RefSeq and is a predicted model, not a curated record. Gene Ontology annotation, molecular function: chromatin binding. Gene Ontology annotation, biological process: negative regulation of transcription by RNA polymerase II. Gene Ontology annotation, cellular component: chromatin; PRC1 complex.
CGGGAAUUCAGAGUGGCUGGGACUGGAGAAAAAUAUCUGUUCUGCUAACGUUAGCGUCCACCAAGCUAACGGUAGGUAGCACUGGAGUAAACAUGGAGCUGUCCGCCGUCGGGGAGAGGGUGUUCGCCGCCGAGUCUAUCAUUAAACGGAGGAUAAGGAAGGGUCGGAUUGAAUACCUUGUGAAAUGGAAGGGCUGGUCUCCCAAAUACAGCACUUGGGAACCGGAGGAAAAUAUUUUGGACUCCCGCCUGUUUGCCGCUUUCGAGCAGAGGGAGCGUGAGAGGGAGCUCUAUGGGCCCAAAAAGAGAGGACCAAAACCCAAGACAUUUCUGCUCAAGGCUCAAGCUAAAGUUAAAGCCAAGUCCUAUGAGUUCAGGAGUGAUGCAGUCAGAGGGAUGAACAUCACUUACCCAACCCCAGAGCCAGUUGUCACCCCCAGGGCCAGAGAGGGCCUGAGAGCUGUUGUUCCCACCAUCUUCCCACCCAGUACUGUCAACCGCGGAGAAAGCUUACGCGUCAGACCACCAGAACUGAGCAGCCGUGAGUACCAGCAGCCUUCCCUUCAGCAAACCAGUCCAGAAGACCUCAUCCAUAUACCCAAAAAAAGAGGUCCAAAGCCAAAGCCUCGCUUCAAGGACAGCAGCUGCAGCCCUGCAGUCUCUGAGCCCCACAAGAGGAGAGCAGAGGAGCAGGUGAGCCACAACCCUCACAAACUGGCUAAGGUCCAGGCGGGGGGAGAGAUGAGGCUGGUCAAAGUGGCCCACAGACAUCCAGAGAUCCACGGUCACAGUCAUAAACACCACCAUCACCACCACCACCACCAUCACCACCACACACACAACCGGGGAAUCUCGGGUGGAAGCUCCUACAAGCUCUACUCAGACCGCAGCGUGCAUCCACACAGAACUGACAUGGACACACACAGGACUAAGGACAGCUCCACCUACCUGGCACCUGUACACUUCAAGCACCAGUCCAAAAUGAGCCAGAGCUUGAGUCGUCCUGCUGAGCUUCCACAGAUGGAAAAGCCUUACUUCUUGGACAGGCCGUCCCCGACCAGGCUCGACGAUGACUUGGAUGAAGUGACAUGGAGGCCCUCUAUUGGGGAUGUGGAAAAGGUCAUGGUGACAGACGUGACGACCAACUUCCUGACCGUCACCAUCAAGGAGAGCAGCACUUCUAAAGGUUUCUUCAAAGACAAAAGAUGAUUGACUGAUUUUUUUUAGGCCGCGCUUUGUUUUCUCUGACUUGCAUCAGAGUCAUUCUGACGCCUAUAGGACAUAGUGUGAUUACUAAGCCAAGCAGUUUUGUAUGUAAUGUAUAAAAUCAAGUUACAUAAUGUGCAUAUGUAUAUAUUAUAAAGUCGGGCAUCUGUUUAAUGUAUUGACCAAAUCAAAUGAAGUCCAUUUCACAUCUUGCACUGGUGAACAUGACUGAGUUGCAUGUUUCCUUUGCAGCAGCUGUCUGUACAGAGCUUGUGAAUUUUACUAUUUUGCAAUUGUAACUAACUAGAAUGUAUUUUUAUUUCACUCUCAUAUCUUCCAGCCUGAGCUCAAGCUAGCAGAUUUUUUAGAAGUGAAGUGAGGCUUAGAUAUUAAAUUCAGUCUGUGGAUUGAAUAUUUCUUAUAAUUUGAACUGAUUAGACUGAAUAUACCCUGUUUGAUUCAAUAGGGUCGAUAUUUAAAAAUGUACUCAAGCACUUUGAAUUCAAAAGUAUUAAGAAAUAAUCUGUCUGUGUUGUAUUCAGAGUCCAAGUCUGGCUCGGAGUUUGUCAUGUCUAACAUUUCUAAUUGUAAGAUAAAUUAAUAAAUUCAACACGGACACUCUACGAGUUUUCCCAAGCUGUGUAUAACUACUUUUUCCAUUAACAUGGUAUAUUUUACAUUUUUUCAUAGAAAACCUUCAUAAAGCUUUAAUGUAAUAAGAUAAUUACAAAGUUGGUGUCAAAUUGCUUUUUAGACGCUUUCCAAUAAACCCUUUGAAUUUUCUCA